AUGUCGGAAUACUUUAAGAAAGGGACACCAAAAACCCAUUUUAUCAAACUCAACAACAUCUUUUCCAUCUUCAUCUUCAUAUUCAUCUUUUCAUCUUUUGUGUCUCUUUGUUCUUACACUCACCAUUUCUCCUCUUUCGAUAGACAUUACAUCUUCCUCCUCUGCAACGGAAUCCUUGUUUUUCUCAUCAUGAACUUCGAUCCUAACCACGUUUCUUCACCAAAAGACAUUCAAUCAGUCGUCACAAGUGAAAUCAACCACCCACCUCUGCUAGUCCCAUCAGCCAUGGAACCAAUAGCUGCUGUUAUAAAAGAAGAAGAAGAACAACAACAACAACAAAUAAAAAACGAAGAUAAUGAAAUCGAACAAAUUGAGAAUGAGGUUUUUGUGUUUGGAGAUCAUAAUUCUCUUUCAAUCAUGCAUGAUCAAAUUGAAUAUCAAAAGGCUGAGAAUCUUAUUGCUUCCAUUGAUGAACAAGAAACAGAGGAGUCGAAAGAAGCAGCAGAAACAAAGGAAUUGAACAAGAAAUGUGCGGAAUUCAUAACAAAGAUGAGAGAAAGAAUGAGGUUGGAAUCAUCGAGUCGACAUACACUAGUGCUACAAACCCAAACAAAUGCAACAAUUACUUUUUAA
This is a messenger RNA of Lactuca virosa, 633 nucleotides long. NCBI's taxonomy places the organism in Eukaryota, Viridiplantae, Streptophyta, Magnoliopsida, Asterales, Asteraceae. The record is from the annotation of a GenBank genome assembly.